CUGUCGUAAUUCAUAGAAUAUCGCAAUGGGCUUGUCAGUGUUGAUGAGUCGCAUGGACCGUGAAUUCAUUGCCGAGUUGAUGAGCCCGUCAACAGUUGCACCGAAAAGUAUCGGCUAUCGAUGAAAUGCCACUUUCCAUCGAAAAAUGCUCUCGUAUCCCGCAACGAUGGAUCAUGGCCAUUAUGUCAUUUUUUGCCCUUUUCAACGCGUACACCCUGCGUAUUUGUCUGUCCAUCGCUUUAACCCAGAUGAUUAUUCCUCGCAACCAUUACGAAAACGCGUCUCGCGCUGAAACGUGUCCAGAGUACGGUGACUACGCGUCAAUUAUUAACGUAACCACCGUCACCAAAGGAAUCUUCAACUGGAGCGAAUAUACCCAGGGAGUCAUCUUAUCGUCUUUUUACUUUGGAUACACGAUAAGCCAGCUUCCGGGUGGCUUCGUUGCGGAAAUAAUUGGCGCCAAGCACACGAUAGGCUUGGCAGUAUUGUUCACGGCCAUAUUGACAAUCGCUACUCCGGUGGCAACACUUUGGGGGGACUCUAAAGCUCUGAUAACGAUCCGUUUCUUCAUGGGCCUCUGCGAAGGGGUCAUCCACCCCGCGAUGAGUCGCCUCCUCAGCUCGUGGCUACCCCCCCAGGAAAGGUCCACCAUCACCUCCUUCGUGUUCAACGGCAUCAAAUUGGGCAUUCUCUUGUCGUCGAUCGGAUCGGGUUUGAUUAUCGGAGGAUCGAGCGACAAUUGGCCGCACGUGUUUUACGUUUUCGGCUGCAUCGGCAUCCUGUGGUACUUCCUUUGGGCGCUUCUCGUUUACAACACCCCCAAAGAGCACCCGUUCAUCACGGAGCGCGAGAAAACGUACUUGCGCGAAAAAAUGUCGGGCAUCACUCACGAGGACGUACCACCGUUUCCCUGGAGGCACGCGCUGCUGUCCAAGCCCCUUUUUUCCCUGCUCCUCAUCCAAAUCGCCUUCGACUGGAGUAACUACCUCAUCGUCUCGGAUCUCCCGAAGUACAUGCACGAUGUCCUGAAGUUGCCCGUCAAAUUGAACGCCUACGCCUCGUCUCUGUACAAUGUGAGCGCGUGGGCUUUCAGCAUAUUCAUGUCGUGGCUGUCCGACAUCUCGAUAGAAAAGCAGCACGUGUCGAGGACAAUUGUCAGGAAAAUCAACGCGAGCAUUGCAGGUAUGGGACCCGCGGUGUUUUUGUUGCUUACCGUGUACGCGGGCUGCGACGUGAUUUUGGCGGUGUCCCUGGUAACAUUGGGGCUGACCUUCAGCGGCUGUUUUUACCCGGGGAUCAAAGUCAACGUGAUGGACCUCAGUCCCAAUUAUUGCGGGGUUCUCAUGGGCAUAAUCAACGGAAUCGGGGCGAUCGCCGGUAUACUGUCCCCUUACACCGUUGGCGUUUUAACUCCGAAUCAAACCCUCGAAGAGUGGCGGAUCAUAUUUUGGAUCGUGGGUGUGGUGUAUUUGAUCGGGACCAUCAAUUUUUUGCUGUUUUCCAGUGGUGACGUUCAGCCGUGGAAUGACCCCACGUUUUUGAAAAGGAGAGAAAGUAAUCGUCAAUUUUCGGAUGAAGGUAUGGGUUUGAUGUUGCGCGAGAAAAUUAACUUGUCGAGUGGUCCAACGUAAAAAGCCCCCACGUAUGUAUAUAUAUAUACAUAUACAUACUUAUGGUGGAACGAGUUUUACCUGCGAUCGAAAAGUCAGAUGAAUAUUUUCACUUGUCGCGCGAGUGUUGACAAAAUAUUUAUAAGGUCAGACCUCAUUUACAUGCAUAUCAGUGGCUUCGAAACUCAUCAAAUUACUAGGAUCAUUACAAUUAAUGUAAAACUUAUUAAUGUGUAACUUGUAUCCAGCUGCCAAUUAGAUAUAUCACGACAUACACUGUAUCGGGGGGGUUUUUUUUUUCUAUUAUCAAAUUUUACGCUUUACAGGUGCCAUAUAAUGUAUUCAAUGUACAGUGCCACAAAAUAUGAAUAAAUAAUUGGCAACACAAAUUAAAAUUUUUUUUUUUUUUUUUUAAAUGUUCAAUUCUUUAAAAAAUAUCAUUAUAAUGUAAGAUAGGCUGGAAAAAUAUAUUAGCCUUUUUAGACUAACUAUAUGUUUUAUGUACAUUAAAGUGACGGUCAGAAUACAAUGUUGAAAUCAGCUACCAAUAAUAUCUCGA
Molecule: messenger RNA, 2169 nt
Organism: Copidosoma floridanum
Lineage: Eukaryota; Metazoa; Arthropoda; Insecta; Hymenoptera; Encyrtidae
Product: dietary and metabolic glutamate transporter pseudogene
Source: RefSeq, a predicted model, not a curated record